UGUGCUCUCAAGAAACUAAGGUUGAAAGGCUGUGGGCUCUCUCAGCGCGGUGUGUCAGCGCUGGUCUCUGCCCUCCAGGUGAACCCGUGUCACCUCAGCGACCUCAACAUGAACCAUAACAAUCUGGGAGAUUCGGGCGUCAAGCUUCUCAGCGGCUUCCUGAAGGACCCACGCUGCACUCUACGGAGACUGGGGUUGCGCUGUUGCUCCGUCGGAGAGAAGGGCUGUGCUGACCUGGCAGCUGCCCUGUCGUCUAACCCCGCACACCUGAGGGAGCUGGACCUGAACACAAACAACCCUGGAGACACUGGAGUGAAGCUCCUGGCUCAGGCCCUUAAGGAUUCACGCUGUCAGCUGGAGAGACUAGGCUUAGUCUUCUGCAGUGCCAGAGAGGAAGGUGUGGGGGCGCUGUUCUCCGCUUUCACCUCAAACCCCUCCCACCUCAGAGAGAUAAACCUCGCAGGAAACCAGCCUGGGAGGGGCGGAGUCCUGCAGAUGUCAGCGCUGCUGGAGAACCCGCUCUGCAAUCUCAACAUCAUCAAACUGUCCUACUGUGUGAUUGGUGCAGAGGCCUUCUCUGCGCUAAGCGCUGCUCUGGUCUCCCACCCCUCUGUGAUCAGGAAGCUGUCCCUGAACUUCAAUGAGCUCGGUGACGCAGGAGCCCUGGGCCUCGCCGCCGCCAUCAAGGACCCUCGCUGCAGACUGGAGAAACUCUGGAUGAGGAAUUGCUGGAUAGGAGAGGCGGGGUUUGUGGCAUUGGGCGUGGCCUUCAGAUCAAACCCCUCCCACCUGAGAGAGCUCAACCUGAGCGCCAACGACCCGGGAGACGCCGGAGUGAAAGCGCUCGCUCAGUUCCUCAGAGAACCGCACUGCAAACUGGAGACCUUGAGACUGAAUGAGUGUGGCAUCGGAGAGGCCGGGUGUGUGUGUUUGGUGGCGGCCCUCAGAUCAAACCCGCUGCACCUGAGAGAACUCGCUCUACUCCAGGCUAACGCAGGAGAGGUGUGGCUGGGAGAGCUACUGACCAACCCCCACUACAGACUGGACACGCUAAAAUAUUGACCAGUGGACUCUCAGGAUUGUGAUGUCAUCUUGUCUAGAGUGACCAGUGGAAUCUCAGGAUUGUGAUGUCAUCUUGUCUAGAGUGACCAGUGGACUCUCAGGAUUGUGAUGUCAUCUUGUCUAGAGUGACCAGUGGACUCCUUGUGACCGAUAGAGACUUGGGAUUGUGGAAGUUGGCUGGAGUAACAGAUUAAACUGUCUAUUUUUGUACCGUUACAUUUUACAAUGUUUUUCUAUUGUUACAUUUAACAAUGUUUUUUUACCGUUACAUUUAACAUAGUUUUUCUUAUGCCAACCACAACAGCAGACCCAAAUCUUAACAUUCAAAAAUAAUUUGUAGUAAAAAUGAAAUAACCCUC
Clupea harengus (Atlantic herring) is the source of this 1421-nucleotide messenger RNA. RefSeq names its product ribonuclease inhibitor-like. The record is from RefSeq and is a predicted model, not a curated record. Bases 109 to 1062 code for a protein of 317 amino acids. NCBI's taxonomy places the organism in Eukaryota, Metazoa, Chordata, Actinopteri, Clupeiformes, Clupeidae. Gene Ontology annotation, molecular function: protein binding. The transcript has 8 exons.